Priceomyces carsonii is the source of this 363-nucleotide messenger RNA. RefSeq lists its product as uncharacterized. The coding region runs from base 1 to 363 and encodes 120 amino acids. NCBI's taxonomy places the organism in Eukaryota, Fungi, Ascomycota, Pichiomycetes, Serinales, Debaryomycetaceae. The record is from RefSeq and is a predicted model, not a curated record. The transcript has a single exon.
AUGGGAAACUUUGAAAUAGCUGAACUUACUAGAUUAUAUGAGGAGUAUAAGUCAUUUUUUCUAGAUAUUAAAUUGAAAUCUACCGACCAGAAAGCUCACACGCAUAACAACAACAAUAAAUCAGAUAGAGCACCUUCAAGGUACAUAUCUAUCAGGACUGUGGAAGGCCAGAAUUUGGAUGUUUCUGUGUGUGAUUCUGGGUGGUGUAUCCUAGAUGGAAACCAGUGCUUGCUUCGACCUUAUUAUGAAACAUUCGAAUCUUUGAUGAUGACAUUGUCACCAUCUUUCCAAGAUAGUUUUCAUUCCGAAUUAUCCUUGAAAUUGGAGCAAAUAUCGACUAAUCUAUCCGGAGAUGAACACUGA